Molecule: messenger RNA, 1413 nt
Organism: Nicotiana tabacum (common tobacco)
Lineage: Eukaryota; Viridiplantae; Streptophyta; Magnoliopsida; Solanales; Solanaceae
Source: RefSeq, a predicted model, not a curated record
AUGGAUAAAAAGAAGGAUACCAGGAUUAGGUCUCCAUUAGUAACUGAAGAUGUCGAACAAUUCCUAUGCCAGAACAGAUUCAGCGUUCUAAGGAUGCAACCUGAGAAAGCUAAUACCAUUCUGAGAUCGAAGACUUUCAAAACUGCAUACAGGAGACUAGACUUGGUCAAAUCAGCAGAAAAUGAUGUACCUACUCCUGGUGCAAUAAGAGAGAGGCAAAGGAUAGAAUAUACAGAGAACUUCAAGGAAUCAGUAUACAAAGCUUGGGGACAACAUAUACAAGGGCAUACCAUGUAUGCAAUCUGGAGGAAACUCAAGUUGAUUGAGUUGGAAACCUCCCAGAUGAAUAGAGAAAUGUCAACAUUAGAGACGAAACUGAAUGAGCUGAAAGAGAGGCUGCAACAUACACAGCUGGAACUGAGUGCAAAUCUGUUCAAUAAACAACUCAUUACAAUUGAAAAAGAUACUUUGGUACAACUGGAAAAAUGGAUAACUAUAUAUGAGAAAGUUCUUCGACAGAAAUUGAGAGAAACAUGGCUAGCUUAUGGAGACUCGAACACAAAAUUCUUUCAUGCAACACUGAAGGCUAGAGAAGCUAGAAAUAGAAUGUCCUCUAUUUGCACAGAACAUGGAAUACAAGAUGUAACAGAAGCAGAAGUGCUUCAGUCUCUGAAAGACCUCCUAGCUGAUAAAGCUCCUAGCAUUGAUGGAUUCCUAGCUGAAUUCUUCAAACAGUACUGGCAUUUGAUAGGGAAGGAUGGAAAAAAAGGCUACAAUGCAGUUCUUUCAAACUGGUUGAAAUUAGUAGUUGACUACUUGGUGGGGCCUUCACAAUCAACAUUCAUCAAGGGGAGAAACAUUCUAGAUAAUGUGAUUGUGGCGCAUGAAAUGGUUCAGUGCUACACACAAAAAGGAGUGUCUCCUAGAUGCCUAGUAAAGGUAGACAUUAGGAGAGCCUAUGAUUCAGUUAAACGGGGCUUCGAUAGAAUGGUCCUACUAGAAUAUGGAAUGCCUGGGAAGUUUGUAAACGUAAUUAUGGAGUGUGUCAGCACAGUGAGCUAUUCUUUGUUAUUCAAUGGUGGCCUUACACCUAGAUUUCAAGCUAAGAGAGGUCUAAGGCAGGGAGGCCCAAUGUUUCCAUGCUUGUUUGUUCUUGUGAUGGAGUAUUUGAAUAGGUCCCUCAAGCAGCUAAGACAUAAUCCAAACUUUAACUAUCACCCAAGAUGCAGCAAGUUGGAUAUAGUCCAUAUAUGCUUUGCUGAUGAUUUAAUUAUGUGUUGCAGAGCUGAUCCAAUUUCUAAAAAGUUGAUGCUUCAGCAGCUCCACCACAUCUCUGCAGUAUCUGGUCUCAAGGAAAAUUUAGAAAAGAGUUCAUUGUAUGUGGCAUGGAUCAGUCAACAACUUAAGGAAUAA